AUGAAAGCUAAAAAAAUACCAAAGAAUAUGGACACUAAAUAUGAACCAGAAACUAAGUGCCGAUGGAACUCUUAUCAAACCUACCGCCUUAUUUUGUGGGGGUGGAUGAUGAACGAAAUAUCCACAGUUUUUGCACCAGCAGAUUUAUCCCACCAUGGAUUCUAUAUACAUAUGGUUUUGUACACGAUAUCUGCAAUCUUCGUCGGUCUACCAUUAUUAUAUUCAGAAGUAUGUAUCGCGCAGUACACGAACUGUAACACUUUCACUCUAUGGAAUCAUUUCCCAGUCUUUCGCGGGGUUGCGUAUAGCUCAAUAUACUUAAUCAUUCUUAAAACUAUGUAUGUUUUGAUUCUAUCAACGUGGUAUAUACAGUAUGCUAUAUAUUCAGCAAUUGACACCCCACCCUGGUUUACCUGUGAUGAAUUCAAUGACACAUAUUGUAUGGUGAAAAGAAUCAAUGUAUCAAUAUUUCAACAUUGUCUAGAGACUCAAUUUUUACUCGAUGAAGAUUGCGGGAUGCGAACAGCAAGCUAUUGUUUUUUCCAGAGAGAAAUAGGAGAUAAUAAUACAUUGGAAUCAAUGUCUUGCUUAUAUGCGUGGAAGCAGCUUAUAGCAAGUAGCGCAAUCAGUGUGUCCUUAUUUGUUCUCUCUUUGAAAAGUGAUAAAUUUAUACAAAUAUUUGUAAAAAUUUUAGCCGCUUAUUUAACAGUUACUGUAUUCAUUCUUUUAAGUAUAUCAUUAUCCACAAGUGGAUCGUGGUAUUCUGCGAGAACAAUUUUGGGGGUUGAAUGGGAUAAUUAUACAUUAAGUGACUGUCUAAGGCCAGUUUCCUUGGGAUUUUUAUCAUUAGGUACAGGUUAUGGAAUGGUUAGUCAUUUAUCUGCAAAUGUACCUUUUAGAAGCCCUGCAAUGAUGACUGUUAUUACUUCAUCAUUGUUUUCAUUAUGUUUUACUUUUGUGAUGUCUUUGAUAAUAUUCAGCGGAAUAAAAACUAUGUCAUAUUAUCACGGAGAAGAAGAAAAUGUUAUCGAAUUUGGUGAUAGCCCUUUUUUUUCUCCCUUGGCAUCGAUCUCUGAGAUUUUAAUUUAUUUUGACGCAAUACAAAUUUGGUCCUUUAUUUGGUAUUUAUCAAUUUUAUUGUGCCUUUAUUUAGUUCUUUGGAUACAAUAUUUAUUUCUUCGAGAUUUAUUAUUGGACUAUGUUCCAUUUGCACGUAGACGCUAUAAUUUGACAAGUGCGUUAGUUUCGUCAUUCAUAUCAAUAUUUUCAUGGCCUUUCAUAUGUUCAGAUUUAACUUCUGCUCUUAGCGAUGUCACAGAAAUUUUGCAAAUUUGCAAUUGUUUGCUUUUAUCUAUAUCAUUAUAUUGGAUUUAUGGCUACAAGAAACACAGUGUAGAUAUAGUUUUCAUGAUUGGUAUAAAGUCCAGUUACUUUUGGAAAAUUUGUUGGGUUUUGAACCCUCUAUUCAUAACUUUUAUAUUAUUUGCAAAAUUAAACCAUUGGGCUGGUGGUGAGUUUGACGACUCUCACGAGUUUGUGUCGGUUAGUAUGAGGUUCGAUGAACUUGUAUUUUUUAUACUUUUUAUAACGCAUUUCUCUAUUAUUAUUCUUGGUACAUUAUAUGAAUUAUACUCAUAUUAUAAACACGAUAAAAUUUUAAAUAUAUUCUUUCCCUCUGAAGAUUGGGGCCCAGUAGAUAUAAUCUUAUACAGAAGUCGAAAAAUGUUUGUACCUGAAAUCAUGACUACAGAAUUUCUUUACAGACAAGUAAGAAUACAUAGAUAUACUGUUAAGAAUAGGAACAACAAUAAAAACAAAAGUUCUAGUCAAAUAACUGAAAAUUGGUCCUUAGAUAUAGGGCAAUGGAGUGCGCUGACUUCAAAUUGA
Amyelois transitella is the source of this 1887-nucleotide messenger RNA. RefSeq names its product sodium-dependent noradrenaline transporter-like. Gene Ontology annotation, biological process: sodium ion transmembrane transport. The transcript has 2 exons. Bases 1 to 1887 code for a protein of 628 amino acids. Lineage: Eukaryota; Metazoa; Arthropoda; Insecta; Lepidoptera; Pyralidae. The record is from RefSeq and is a predicted model, not a curated record. Gene Ontology annotation, cellular component: membrane.